UGUGUUUCAUGGACGCACGCGCGUGAUGUUGUAACUUUGAUUUCCGCAGCUCCAAAAGGGUCACGUUUGUAGGAGAAGCCUGUAAAGAGUUCAUUCGUUUCUUGAAAACGAUCUUUGCAACUGUUAUCGCACAGGUAAAACAUGCUCAGGACAGUGGUGUGCCGGGCAGGGAGCGGCCUUUUGAAGCAUUCACGGCAAACUGUGCCGGUCUUGUGGGGCACUAGAGCCCAGCAGCGAUGGGCUUCCAGCCUCCCAAUGAACACAGUGGUUCUGUUCGUACCCCAGCAGGAAGCUUGGGUGGUGGAGAGAAUGGGCCGUUUCCACCGAAUUCUGGAACCAGGUCUUAAUUUCUUAAUCCCAAUCCUGGACAGAGUUAAAUAUGUUCAAAGCCUCAAGGAGAUAGUGAUCGAUGUGCCAGAACAGUCAGCUGUUUCCCUUGACAAUGUGACACUACAGAUUGAUGGAGUUCUGUAUCUCAGGAUACUUGACCCUUUUAAGGCCAGCUAUGGAGUGGAAGACCCCGAAUAUGCCGUCACUCAGCUGGCACAGACAACCAUGAGAUCAGAGUUAGGAAAACUCACCCUUGACAAAGUCUUUAGGGAGCGAGAGUCCUUGAAUUCCAAUAUGGUCCAUUCUAUAAACCAGGCAUCAGAUGAUUGGGGCAUUCGAUGUCUGCGAUAUGAGAUCAAAGACAUUCACGUCCCCCCACGGGUUAAAGAGUCUAUGCAAAUGCAGGUUGAGGCAGAGAGGAGAAAGAGAGCCACUGUUCUGGAGUCAGAAGGAACCAGGGAAGCAGCCAUUAAUGUGGCGGAGGGUCGUAAACAAUCUCAGAUUCUGGCGUCAGAGGGAGAGAAGGCUGAACAGAUUAACAAAGCAGCUGGUGAAGCAAAUGCUGUUUUGGCCAGAGCUGAAGCAAAAGCCAAAGCCAUCAGAGUGCUGUCUGAAGCGCUCAGUCAGAAGAAUGGAAACGCUGCAGCAUCUUUAAGUGUGGCUGAACAGUACGUGUCCGCUUUCUCCAACCUGGCCAAGGAGUCCAACACAAUCCUUCUGCCCUCGAAUACAGGAGAUGUCAGCAGCAUGGUCACUCAGGCCAUGGCUAUUUACGGAAGUUUAGCCAAGACACAAGCUCAGAGCGCAACAGAGAAGACGACUCCUGAGACGACAGAGCUGCUGUUGGAUGUGAACAGCGCUAACGAAGAUGAAUCUGAACAGAAAUUUUGAUUCCUGAUAGCAAUUCAUUCUGGCAAAUGGAUAUGAGAGAUAAUCUGUUUAUACUUGACAUGUUUUGGUUGUAGAGAAGGCAAAGUGAAAAGAAUUUUACUGUUUGUGAGUGAUGUUGUGUUCCUCUUUUGUUUCUCAUUAUAAUAAUAAAUUUGGGAUAUUUUGUUUCUCCUUA
Messenger RNA from Triplophysa dalaica, 1396 nucleotides. It is a transcript of the gene stoml2, whose product is annotated as stomatin (EPB72)-like 2. Lineage: Eukaryota; Metazoa; Chordata; Actinopteri; Cypriniformes; Nemacheilidae. Gene Ontology annotation, cellular component: membrane. Bases 142 to 1221 code for a protein of 359 amino acids. The transcript has 10 exons. The record is from RefSeq and is a predicted model, not a curated record.